AUGGAGGUCGUGAUCCCCUUGAAGAGUGGAGCAAACUUAUCUGGACACAGCCAGCAAGACAUCCUCAAUGCAGUGCAGGAUGAAUACUUCAAUCGGUACUUGGACCAGCUGGGCAUCGCGCCGACGGCUGCGAACAAGGCACAGAUGCUCAAGUUUCGCCCCAUGGACGAUUGUGAAGUGCAUUCAAUGUGGGCAGACGACACGAGUUCAGGUCUUGCAUCAGCUCUUCGCAUAGCUCCCCCGCUGCGCCAUCGUGUGGGGUAUGAGGACGAAGAGCCUUUAGACAGAGCCAUCAUUGCCCACCUUUACGGAGAAGCAGAUGACAUACCGGUGGAACCUCCGAACGUGCCGGGGCGCACCAUCUUCCCCGUGGACUUGUCCAAGAUGUUCGAGCCGGAGAAGAGGCAGAAGGCGGAUGUUACCUUGGCCGAAGUCCGCAAGCACAAGGCCGAGUACGAAGAGAGAGUCCGCCGGCGCGCGACAGCUGUCACAGGUGCCGGCCAUGCGGCUGCACACGGCAAAAGCCUGGACAGUGACCAGCAACAGAGCUUCAAGCAGGAGUUAGAGUCGCUCAAGGGCAAGUACAUCUUACCCUUCGCUUGCGACCGCCCUCUGCAGGAAGGGAGCCGGCGCACGCAGAUUGUGCCCUGGCCCCCCCACGGGCCGCUGGACAUGAAGCUGCAGGGCGAGCAAGCCGAGCUGGUGAGCGAGCCCCUGUCCAUAGAGAUCGAGCAAAUCCAAGUGCAAAUGAAGUCUUGGGUGCAAAACCAGCUUCCCUUGGAGCUCUUGAGCUCCAGCGGCCGGAAAGAGCCGCAGUUCUUGGAGGACCUCCGGGGAGCGCUUUGGGAGACGGAGGUUUGUCAGCUGAUUGGUGUGCUGGCCCAUUUGCUGUACUGGUUGGCCUUCAGCUGCUGCCGGAGGCCGGACCAGCCACGGCUCAGCCAGUUUGCGCUGCAGGGGCUCGUGACGACGGCCCACGAGAGUUGGGUCAAGUUGGAGCGCCGGCACAAAAGCUCGAAGCUGGGUGCCAGCCUUGCAAUGCCUUGCAUGCUGCUGACGUUGAAGUAUGGCAUCGAAGUCUGUUUCGAGUCUCAAUACCCCAGUCUCUUCGGGGAGCAGCAUGGCGAGUGGUUCAUGCGACAGGAUCUGAUUGAACGGAUCAACACGCUCCUAAUGCGGCUCUUCGACCCCGACGGCACCUACGCACGCUUCGGGC
Messenger RNA from Symbiodinium necroappetens, 1216 nucleotides. The record is from the annotation of a GenBank genome assembly. Lineage: Eukaryota; Dinophyceae; Suessiales; Symbiodiniaceae.